Messenger RNA from Callorhinchus milii (elephant shark), 6800 nucleotides. It is a transcript of the gene abcb11a, whose product is annotated as ATP-binding cassette, sub-family B (MDR/TAP), member 11a. Gene Ontology annotation, molecular function: ATP binding; ATP hydrolysis activity; ABC-type transporter activity. The record is from RefSeq and is a predicted model, not a curated record. Gene Ontology annotation, biological process: transmembrane transport. Gene Ontology annotation, cellular component: membrane. Bases 309 to 4358 code for a protein of 1349 amino acids. NCBI's taxonomy places the organism in Eukaryota, Metazoa, Chordata, Chondrichthyes, Chimaeriformes, Callorhinchidae. The transcript is spliced from 30 exons.
GAAACCACAGAAGAAAAUAAGCUAAACAUAAAGUUGGAUUGGCAGACACGAAUGAGAGUGGGAGAAGAGGGAAGUGGAAUUAUGUUAUUACAAUUAAAUACUCACCUGAUGUGCCAGUUGCUGCUGUUUCCAAUUUGAGAGCACCAAACGAUAAAGGUAAUCAAGACACGGACAGAUUUGGUAGCAGAUCCAAGGGCUUUGUGCAGAGCCUAAGAGGAGCACGCAAUGAAUUUUGUUCAAGGUUCUGAAAACGAACCAUUAUUCAUCACAAAGAAUUCGACAGCCAACAAGGUGGAACUGUCUCGAAAAUGUCAAAUUCUAUCACCCUGCAUCGAUUUAAACAACUUGGGCAAGACAAUAAGGCAUUCGAAUCGGAGUGGACAAGUGCCAAAAAUCAGAAUCGAGGAAAUUCCUACACAGUAAAUGGACAUUCCUCCUCCAAAACUAAGAACGUCAAUGGAGAUAUUUCGAAAAAGAAAAAGGAAGCAGUCAUUCAGAUUGGAUAUUUUGAGCUGUUUCGAUUUGCUUCCUGCUAUGAGAUCACGAUGAUGGUUAUCGGAGGCCUGUGUGCUCUUCUCCACGGCUUGGCCCAGCCCAGUGUGUUGUUGAUAUUCGGUUUACUGACCGACACGUUCAUUGAAUAUGACAUAGAGUUACAAGAACUGAACCAACCCGGAAAAACCUGCAUAAAUAAUACAAUAUCUUGGGCCAAUGGAUCAGAAUAUCAAACUGCAAAAAACGAGACAAUAGCAUGCGGGAUUUUAGACAUUGAAAAAGAAUUGACUAUGUUUGCUUAUUAUUACAUUGGAAUAGCAGCAGCAGUUCUUAUACUGGGCUAUUUUCAAAUCUGUUUCUGGGUCACAGCUGCUGCGCGACAAGUGCAGAAAAUCAGGAAGACUUACUUCAGAAAGAUCAUGAGAAUGGAGAUCGGUUGGUUUGACUGUAACUCCACAGGAGAACUAAAUACAAGGCUGUCAGACGAUAUCAAUAAAAUUAAUGAUGCCAUCGCUGAUCAAGUUGGGAUUUUUAUUCAGCGAUUCACGACCUUCACUGCUGGAUUUCUUCUCGGAUUCAUCAGUGGGUGGAAAUUGACCCUUGUGAUCAUUGCCAUCAGCCCUCUGAUUGGUCUGGGAGCUGCUCUUAUGGCAUUGGCUGUUUCAAAACUAACUGGUCUUGGACUGAAGGCUUAUGCCAAAGCUGGUGCUGUGGCAGAUGAAGUACUUUUUUCUAUAAGAACAGUGGCUGCGUUCAGUGGUGAGAAAAAGGAGGUUGAAAGAUAUGAGAGGAACUUGAUAUCUGCACAACGCUGGGGAGUGAGGAAAGGCAUGAUUGUGGGAUUUUUCACAGGAUACAUGUGGAUGAUCAUCUUCCUGUGCUACGCCCUGGCUUUUUGGUACGGCUCUUGGCUGGUGAUCGAGGAAAAUGAAUACACGCCUGGCAGUCUCCUACAGGUGUUUUUAGGGGUGCUUAUAGCUGCGAUGAAUCUUGGACAAGCUUCACCCUGUCUGGAAGCUUUUGCCUCUGGUCGAGGUGCAGCAGCCAAAAUAUUUGCAACCAUAGACCGGGAACCAGAGAUCGACUGCAUGUCAGUGGAAGGAUAUAAACUGAAUAGAGUCAAGGGCAACAUCGAAUUCCAUAAUGUGACCUUCAAUUACCCGUCCAGGCCAGAUGUCAAGAUUCUCGAUCGCCUGAGUCUGGUUGUUAAAGCAAGUGAAACCACUGCGUUUGUUGGGCCAAGCGGAUCUGGUAAAAGCUCGACUGUGCAACUCAUUCAGAGAUUCUACGAUCCCAAACAAGGGAUGGUUACUCUGGAUGGCCAUGAUAUUCGCUCUUUGAAUAUCCAGUGGUUGCGUUCUCUGAUUGGGGUUGUUGAGCAGGAGCCGGUCUUGUUUGCUACCACCAUUGUCGAGAACAUUCGAUACGGUUGUGACAAAGUGACAAUGGACGAUAUUAUCAAAGCCACCAAAGAAGCCAAUGCUUAUAACUUCAUAAUGGAACUGCCCCAGAAAUUUGAGACUCUUGUAGGAGAAGGUGGGGGUCAGAUGAGUGGGGGCCAAAAGCAACGCAUUGCCAUCGCUCGCGCUCUGGUCAGGAACCCCAAAAUCCUGCUGCUGGACAUGGCCACCUCAGCCCUGGACAAUGAGAGCGAGGCCAUAGUACAAGAGGCCCUAGAGAAGCUUCACCUCGGUCGGACGACAAUCUCCAUCGCACAUCGCCUUUCCACAGUAAAGAGUGCCGACAUGAUCAUCGGGUUUGAACACGGAAGAGCUGUGGAGCAAGGCAAACACAAUGAAUUGCUGGAGAGGAAAGGAGUUUAUUUUACUUUGGUGACUCUUCAAAGCCAGGGAGACAAAGCUCUGAAUGAAAAGUCGAGGCAGACAGAGACUACGCUUGAGGAACCAGCGAUAGAAAAGCCACGGUCUUUCAGCAGAGGGAGCUAUUGUGCAAGUUUACGAUCUUCCAUACGACAGCGAUCUCGGUCUCAGAUAUCCAACAUGUUGGCUGAUAUUUCUAUAUCUGGAGAGGUUGGCUCAGUGCUUCACCAUUCAUCGGUAGAUGAUAUACAGACGGCUGUAGAGGAGGGGGAAGCGGAAGAUAUUGAGCCAGCGCCAGUCACUAGGAUUCUGAAGUACAAUGCCUCCGAGUGGCCCUAUAUGCUGUUUGGUGCCCUUGGGGCUGCCAUCAAUGGUGGAGUAAAUCCAGUCUACGCACUUUUAUUCAGCCAGAUUAUUGGGACCUUUUCUUUGUCAGAUGAAGAAAAGAAAAGAAAAGAGAUUAAUUCCAUCUGCUUAUUCUUCGUUGUGGUUGGAUUGGUGUCUUUCCUGACACAGUUUCUCCAGGGUUAUUUUUUUGCAAAAUCAGGUGAAUUGCUGACCCGGAGGCUGAGGAAGAUCGGAUUCCAGGCAAUGUUAGGUCAAGAGAUUGGCUGGUUUGACGAUCGCAAGAAUAGUCCUGGAACAUUAACAACAAGACUUGCUACAGAUGCCUCACAGGUUCAAGGUGCUACUGGGUCGCAGAUUGGAAUGAUUGUGAAUUCUCUCACCAACAUAGGAGUGUCCUUGAUCAUCGCUUUUUACUUCAGCUGGAAGCUAACCCUGGUUAUCCUCUGCUUCCUGCCUUUUUUGGCACUGUCUGGUGGUCUGCAAGCCAAGAUGUUGACAGGAUUUGCAAACCAGGACAAGCAGUCACUUGAGAUUGCUGGACAGAUUUCGAGUGAAGCGCUCACCAACAUACGAACCAUAGCUGGAUUAGCCAAGGAGAAAAUGUUUGUGGAGCUCUACAACGCGCAGCUGGAAAAACCUUACAGGGCUGCCAUUAAGAAGGCGAAUGUUUAUGGGGUCUGUUUUGGCUUUGCCCAGUGUGUAAUCUUUUUGGCUAACGCUGCAUCUUAUAGAUUUGGUGGUUACUUAGUUGUUGCUGAAAACCUUCAUUUCAUGAUGGUGUUCAGAGUGAUUUCUGCCAUUGUAACGAGUGGGACCGCCUUGGGAAGAGCCUCGUCCUACACCCCAGACUAUGCCAAAGCUAAAAUAGCUGCUGCACGCUUUUUCCAACUUAUUGACCACGUUCCCCAAAUAAGCGUCUACAGCGAAGGAGGGGAAAAAUGGAGUAACUUUGAGGGGAAAAUUCAAUUCAUUGACUGCAAGUUCACAUAUCCUUCUCGCCCGGACAUCCAAGUUCUCAAUGGCCUCUCAAUCUCUGUUAAACCUGGGCAGACACUGGCUUUUGUGGGAAGCAGCGGAUGUGGGAAAAGUACCAGCGUGCAACUCCUUGAACGAUUUUAUGACCCGAAUAAAGGUCGAGUGUUAGUUGACGGCCAUGACACAAAGAAUGUAAAUACUGCCUUCUUAAGGUCUAAAAUCGGAAUCGUAUCCCAGGAGCCUGUACUGUUUGACUGCAGCAUCGCCGAGAACAUUCAAUAUGGUGACAACAGCCGGCAAGUCAGUCUGGAUGAAGUGAUCGCAGCUUCUAAAAGGGCUCAGCUCCACGACUUUGUCAUGUCAUUACCCAACCAAUACAAGACCAAUGUGGGUGCUCAAGGCUCCCAGUUAUCUCGGGGACAGAAGCAGCGCAUUGCUAUAGCUCGCGCCAUCGUGCGAGAUCCCAAAAUUCUUUUACUGGACGAAGCCACGUCUGCACUGGAUACAGAAAGUGAAAAGACUGUCCAAGACGCUCUCGAUGAAGCACGACAAGGCCGGACCUGCAUUGUGAUUGCACAUCGCUUGUCGACCAUUCAAAACUCAGACAUCAUUGCUGUCAUGUCUCGAGGACUCCUUAUUGAACAGGGGAAUCACAAGGAACUUAUGGCCCUUAAAGGCGCCUAUUAUAAACUCAUCACAACUGGAGCUCCUGUUAGUUAAACGCACGACAAAUUCUAAAUGAAUUCUGACUGUUUAAAAACAGGUUGUUUUCUUUCGUGACCUUCGGGAAGUUAGAACGUAAAUCACUCAACCAACCAACCAACCAACUCUGUUCCUUCAUGGCUCAUGUAAGUUUACUAUUCCAUUAUCAAGAAGAAUGAUCUGCAAAGAUUCUCCCUGAUCCACAAAAGCAAAGACCUAAAACUUCUAAAGGAUUAAGGGAUAUGGGGAUAAGGCGGGCAGAUGGAGUUAGGUUAGAAGAUUAGCCAUGAUCUUAUUGAAUGGCGGGACAGGCUCGAGGGGCUGAAUGGCCUACUCCUGCUCCUAAUUCCUAUGCUCCUAUGUAAAACUCCACAAUAUCCCUAGGUCUUCAUAACUCAGCUCUUUACUCCAAGGCAACAUUCUCCCUCAAACUCAGCUCAGCUCAGUUCAGAAUCCCAUGUGAGACAUCUCGAAGAGGUGACAAGACGUUAUGUCAAAUGCAAGAUUAACAUUAUUGUUAUCCUCUGGAGAAUUUGUUUGUUUCAUUUUAUCCAGGUAUCUCGAUAGGUUCCGAUGCUGUUUCCAAGCAAACAAUUAUCAAAUUUGUCUUUCAAAGUUCAGUUUAAAAAGUCAAUCAAUUGUUUUUGUUACAGAUUUGCUCCACGUAUUUACUCCUGAUCCCUGACUGUUCAGCGCCUUGGGAUGUCCUCCCGACAUGGAAGGCGCUUUACAAAUAUAAUUUUGCUGUUGUUGCUCUCGGUGUGUAUGUGUGGGAAGAGAGCGGAGGGGGAGAGAUUGAUCUAAUUUUAGUUAAAGUUACUCCGAUGUUUGUCACAGCAGUCUAAGGCCUGACUGCAGUAAUGCUGGAAUGAGCAUUAAAUGUGAAGAGUAUUUUUAUAUCUGGUUGGUAACAAUUAGAGUUUCAAACGUGCUUGCGGUUUUUGCACAUUGCUUCAUCUGCAAUGCAAGAUUCUGUCAGAAGUUCCACAGGUGAUAAAUACUACAAGGUGAUCUUUCUGCAGUGCCAUUGAUUUUUUGUACCUAUUUAAAUAAAAACAGCAGCAACUUUAAUAAUGGAAAGGUGACUUAAAGCAAGGCAUUCCGUGCAGUAUUGUUUCAUUUACAAAAUGUUAGACACAUAAUUUAUAUCUGUCUUUAAAUGCUUUGAUGAAUUAAAAGAUAAAUGAAAUACUGAUAUUCUCCAUGUACCAUGUAUGAUUACUGAACAGUUUUACUGUCCACUUUCAAUGUGGAGUCUUGUAGGGUAGUGGUAAGCAUAAGGCGCUAUAUCAAAUGCAAGGAUUAUUAUUAUCAUUAUAUAUUGGUAAAUCUUAGUAAAUAUAAUGAAAGGUACACCUGUGACUCAGUAAUUGAUUCACAAGAGGAAUUAUGCAAACUAUGGUGAAAUAUGUUAAAGUUUAUUUGACAUUUAGGCUCAUGUUUCAGGCACCUCUCGUAUACACAGUAAAAUAAUAAUUGAAGGAUGGAGACAAAAUCUAGAGCAUUUCAUGACAGUAUUCUAUUAAAAUGUUCAGGUGUGCUUUUUAAAGUAUUCGAAUGUUUGAUAACAACAGACGUGUUUGUAACAUGGUUUGUGUGAUAUUUAAAAAUAGCAAAGUUACAUGCGCUUGACAUCGAAUCAUAGAAUCUUACAGCUUUUCGGCCCAUCAUACCUGUUAAAACAUAAAGAAAAACAUGCUGGAGGUUGCUUAUGUGUACAGUACCAAUAAAAUGCUUAGAGUUUUUGUUUAAUAAUGUGUUAACAUUAUAUAACAAUACAGCAUUGGAUAUUCAGAAAUAGUUGUGAACAGUUUUAUAAUGUAUAAUAAUGCCUACAUUCUGUAAAGAAACAUAAAACAACAACCCCUCACAGUGCAAAUUCAGAUUUGUUUGUUUUUUAACCCUCUAAUUUUACUCUGCACAUAACUCUAUCCAACCCAAUUACUUACUAUCCGAUUUUCAUCUAAAAACAUCCUGUUUUUGUUUUAUUUUUUCCUUUAUUUUGCUGAACCAUUUGAGAAUUAUUACACCAAUGAUGUGUUCUAACUGGCUUACUAGGUUGUUAAGAUUGGCACCACUUUGACAUAAAACCUUUCCUACAAAGUCAGGAUGGCUCCACAAGCAACCACUAGUCAGGGUGUGUGUAGGGGCUUCAAAUGUUACAUUCUUCUCCUCUCCACCUCCCACCCCAAAUCAUGGAAUUGCUUGCUUCCUUUUAACACUCCAGCGUAAAAACAGAGAACAGUUAAAUCAAACUUAAUCAGCAAAGGAGGUUCACAUGUAAUCCCACACCCAGAACUUGAGGGUUCAGCCUCUACCUAGGAGUCAAUAGCAAUCUGUGAAAACAUUUCUUCUUACCCUAAAGGUUUUUCUUCAAGCACCUGCUUAAAGAUCUUUCUGGUCUAAAGGAAACCACGUCCAAAAUUAAUCAUAUUCCACAACAGUGACUUUUCUAUCCCA